CGGUCGUCAGUAGUGGGAGGAACCGGGCAGGAGGAGGCGGAGGGGGAAGUUCAUUGAAGUUUAGUGACGUUGAGGUGGAAACUUGCUGAGUUCAGACCCGCGAUUAAGCACCAGCUCCUCCACCACCUCCACCUCCAGCGGCAGCGGCAGCUCGCACUGGGGGGAAGAUGGCGCGGAGCUGCGUCCGUGCCACGUCUCGGUUUCCUCUGCACCCCAGAGAAACGGUCACAUUCGCCGCCUGGCUCUGCGUAUGUCUCCUCUUACCCUCGGCUGCGGAGGCCGGACUCUACACCUCCUCCGACCAGAUCAUAUCGCUGACUCCGGAGAACGUGGAGUCGGUGCUGGUGAACUCCACCGCGGCCACGAUGGUGGAGUUUUACGCGUCGUGGUGCGGCCACUGCAGGAGCUUUUCUCCAGUCUACAAAAGUCUGGCCAUUGACAUUAAAGAGUGGAAGCCAGCUGUGGACCUGGCAGCAAUAGACUGCGCUGUAGAUGUGAACAGGAAGUUCUGUAUCGUCCAGGGCAUCACAGGGUAUCCUACCAUGAAGUUCUUUCAUGCCUACUCCAAGGCUGACUCCAAGGGACUGACUUUCAAAGGUUUUCCCCGCGAUGUUCAAGGUCUCAGACACAGGAUCAUAGACAAACUAGAAACCCAAAUGCCCUGGCCCCCCGCCUGCCCCCCACUGGAGCCCACCAGCGAAGCAGAGCUCGAAAGCUUCUUUGAGACAAACAAUGUUCAACACCUGGUCCUGAUCUUUGAAGAAGCCAACUCCUACAUCGGCCGAGAGCUUACCCUGGACCUGUUACAGUUUGAAAACAUUGCCGUGCGAAGGGUCCUGAGCACCGAGAAAGGACUGGUGACCAAACUGGGAGUGACUGAGUUCCCAUCGUGUUUCCUCUAUUAUCCUGGAGGCAACUUCACCAGACUCCACGUAAGCAUCCAGAUGCAUUUAGACGAAGGCUUAGUAACUCUCUCCACACCUUGUUUGCACCAUAAUGGAGUAAUUAAUUUGUUUCCACUGUGCUCUGCUGUUUUGCGCCUGCAGUACUUUCCAGGCCGUCCCAUGGUGAUGAACCUGUUGAAGAGUUUAAGCUCCUGGCUACAGAGCCAGACUGGAGAUGAGAUUUCCUACGAGGCCUUUAAAGAGAUACUGGAUAACUCAGCACAGUCUCCAGACACGGCUUUGCCUGAAGGAGAGAAGUGGGUGGGCUGUCAGGGUUCACAGCCUCAAUUCAGACGUUAUCCUUGUGGGGUGUGGACUCUCUUCCAUGUUCUCACUGUCCAGGCCAAGAAGGCCGGAAGCUCAGAUCCUCAGGAGGUGCUGACUGCGAUGAGGAACUACGUCAGCAGCUUCUUCGGCUGCAGGCCGUGUGCCGAGCACUUUGAGAACAUGGCGAGGGAAAGUCUGAUGAUGGUGAACACGUCGGUGGCGGCCAUCCUCUGGCUGUGGAAACACCACAAUCGCGUCAACAACAGACUUGCAGGGGCUUUGAGUGAAGACCCCAACUUCCCAAAGAUCCAGUGGCCUUCACCAGAAAUGUGUCCCUCCUGCCAUAUGGUGAGGGAAAACGGGGACCACAGGUGGAGCCAAGAGAAGGUGCUGCCCUUCCUUGUGUCCUACUUCUCCUCCGACAGCAUCCUCACAGACUAUCUUGAAAAUGAAAGCCAGAUCCUGACAAAACAGAGGGAAAAACAGGCCAGCAAGCAGCGAGCUUUAGAAGCUCAGAAACGUGUUGAAAGGAAAGCCAGGGAGGCCUCAGACUUCAUGAUGCAUCCUCCAGUACAGCCCACUGUGCAAGAAGAAGAAGAGGAGGAAGAGGAAGAGGAGGGAGAGGAGCCACAAGAUGAAGCAGUGACAGAUGAAGAGGAUGAAGGUGCGGAGGGAGCGGCGGCAGUAGAUGAGAUGGGCAGUAAGACCUCUGAGCCGAGUCCUUGGGCCAAACCUGAAAUGGAGUUGGGUCGAAGGCAGCAGCAGGCCCGCAGAAAGCCGAGCAUUGUGGGGAUGAGGAUGCGAGACACACAGGAGGACAUUGUGGAUCUGGACUCAUUUGUCAAUCAGCACUACAAGGCCAAGGCUCUGCAGUUGGCCGCCUCCAGCCGGGUCAAACAACGCACCCUGCAGAGGAAGGUGGAGCAGGAGCCAGGGCCUGUGUUCAGACUCGGCAUGGAGCUGGACGCAGGGCUCGGGAUGGUGGGCCUGCAACCUAUGGAGGCCGACUUUGACCUGGACAUGGGGCAGAAGAGGGUGCGGCUGCAAAAGCGAGAACUGACGGGCCAGUACUUUGGCGAGGAGUUGAGCCACAAGGGACACUGGAUGUCUAUGCUGAGCAUCGGAUUCUCCAAAGUGGACAUCAGCCUGUGUGUCAUUCUUUACCUUCUGUCCUCUAUGUGUCUACUCGCCAUGUACCUGUUCUUCAAAAACCGCUUCAGGCUACGACGGGUUAAAAUAUCCCUGCCCUGAACCAAAGAGUGUCCAGAUCUGAGCUGAGUCACAGCAAUGAUUAACAUUCAUUAGGUUCAUGUAGGCUAAGGUUGGGGUUAGUGUAAGGGGAUGUGCCAAGAUUAAUGUCAUCUUAAGGUGGUCCACUUAAAUGUUACCUACAGCGCAGGAAGCCAAGGACAUGUUUGUUUCCAGAUGUUAUGGAAGUGUCUGACUAGAGGAGGAAGGGAACAUUACUAUCUUUACAUCUUGGAAAAUCAUGAGACUUAUGUAUCCUUGCACUUAAUCCGUCCUCCAAGUCUUUUAGGCAGCAUUUCCACUGUGGUUCACAUAUAUUUCUGUUUGGGCUUUGUGCUUAAGUUAAGGAUAACAAAUUGCGCUUUUGAUUUACCACUUAUGAAGGAUGAAAUUAAUUUAACAUUUUUUAAAUUUGUAUGAAAUAAAUUACCUAUAAUACAUAUUUGGGAGGUGGGGGUUGUGCUACAGAAUUUGUUUUCGUUGUUUUAUUGAAGUUAUGAAAGCCUCCUAAUUCCCUGUGUACUAUGACCAAAAAAUUAAGUUUCACCAUUGAUUUGUAUAUAGUUAAUAUGUUAAUAAUAUUUGAAUCAAUUGAUUUAAAUACUCAAAUAGUUGAUCUUUCAGUGAUUUCAAAAAUAAUCUUAAAUUACUGAUUUAAGAUGUCUGUCACUGUUUGUUAAGUAAUGGAAUGGUGAAAAAACAAUCCCAUCCCCUAAAUUCUUUGUGAGUUCUUCUAAAAGUGUUGUGUGACUGCAGCUUAUGCUGAAUACUGUGACUGGACCAGAAGGUGCUCAGUCGCUUUCUCCAGAGAAUAGCCGAUCAGCCCUUUGUUCUUCAGCUCCUUUGAGUAGGUCUACAUUACACUGAGUUUUACAUCACGUCUUUGAGUAUUACAUCACACUGCUGAGCCUACACAACAGCUACUUGUGUUGUUUCUGAAGUGUUGUGAAGUGAUGCAUAUGUUCACACUGGACAAGGUUUGAGAAUAAGCAGGAUUUGUUUUUGGCUGGUGUCCACGAUGUGAAGAUUCUGCUGACCAUCUCAAACGCACUGUUCUGCUUCUGUCUGAAUCAAUAAAAUUAUUUUUGAUAAGGA
Paralichthys olivaceus (Japanese flounder) is the source of this 3554-nucleotide messenger RNA. The record is from RefSeq and is a predicted model, not a curated record. Lineage: Eukaryota; Metazoa; Chordata; Actinopteri; Pleuronectiformes; Paralichthyidae.